AUGAAACCAUCCUUACCACUGCGACGCAUUUGUCGCGGAACAAACAUCACCAUCCGUGCGCCGACCUCACCGGCCCUCGUCCCACGCAUUUCGCAUCAGCAACGAACACUACCAACUCCAAGCCCUCGCUCAACACCACUCACAACCACAACCCGCCGAUCCUUCAAUCUCUCCUCGCUCUCCUCUCUCUUCCCCCCGGGUAACGGCAACAGUAAUGACAACAACAAAAGCCGCGUCCUAACCGCCACCCGCACCCUCCCCUACUCCCCCAGCGCGCUCUUCGAGGUCAUCUCCUCGGUCGAAUCCUACUCGCAAUUCCUCCCCUUUCUCACAGCCUCGACCGUAACCCACCGCGACCCGGAAACGGGGUACCCGACGCGCGCCUUCCUAACAGUCGGCUACGGACCUCUCAGCGAAACCUUCACGUCGCGCGUGGACUGCAAUCGGGACAAGUGGACUGUCGAGGCGCGCAGCGGGGCUAAGUUCGGGGUGGAUUCGAAGGAUGGGCAACAAGGGGGGAUCUUUCCCGGGGCGAAUGAGGGGAUUUUUGAGUAUUUGAGUACGAAAUGGGAGUUGGUGCCGGUACAAGAGGGAAGUGUGCAGACGCGGGUGCAGCUGGAGAUUCAGUUCGAGUUUCGGAAUCAGUUCCAUGCGGCGAUGAUGAGCGCAGUUGAGGGGCAGAUGGCCGGUGUUAUGAUUGAGGCUUUUGAGAAGAGGAUUAGGGAGGUAGAGGGAAGGUGA
Messenger RNA from Aspergillus pseudoviridinutans, 741 nucleotides. RefSeq names its product ubiquinone-binding COQ10-like protein. The record is from RefSeq and is a predicted model, not a curated record. Gene Ontology annotation, molecular function: ubiquinone binding. Gene Ontology annotation, cellular component: mitochondrion. Gene Ontology annotation, biological process: ubiquinone biosynthetic process; cellular respiration. The transcript has a single exon. NCBI's taxonomy places the organism in Eukaryota, Fungi, Ascomycota, Eurotiomycetes, Eurotiales, Aspergillaceae. The coding region runs from base 1 to 741 and encodes 246 amino acids.